GUUUUUUUGAUAAUUUCUUUGAUUUCAUUACUGCCGGUGGUGAGCGUUAUCGGUGACGGGCACGCUUUGGUGGUGUGACCCAGGCGAGAAGAUGUGAUCCCAAUCCAUGCGAUGAAGGCGCUCUGGAAGGUCUUUCCUGCCCUUAGGAGAAGUUACCCGUGCAGCGGCCAUGCGAGUUCCGAGCGGAGAGCGAACGCGUCGAAGUUGUUAGUCCAUUUUCCGGUUUGGUCGUCGUCGUCGGGUUGCUCCGCCAUGUACGCCACGGCAGUCACGGGCGCCAAUGCAGCGGACGAACCGGCCUUUAGGCCGCAAAAGGCCCUAGUUCUCACCAAGUUCUCGCGGUACGAGUUUGAGAAACGCCGCCACGCUCACUUAACAGAAGAGCAGCUCGUCAAGGAUAAGAGUGCGUCUUCUGUUAGUGGUUGUCAGGAGGCCGUUUAUGAAGUCCUACAUUCGUCGGGGGCUCGCAUACGUUUGAGGAGAGAUAAGCUGGAAGCGAGGGGCUCGGAUUACAACAGCCUUGUUCACCACCACAAAAUCCACACCAAGAACCGUGAGCUUGUCGUGAAUACCCUCAGGGAGAAUGGCAUCGAGACGCGUCUGGUGGACCGCUUCGACUACACGGACAGCAACAUAGACUGGGCCGACGUCAUCAUCACGACGGGUGGGGACGGCACCUUCCUCAUGGCCGCCAGCAAGAUACACUCGCGAGACAAGCCGGUCAUCGGCAUCAACAGCGAUCCUUCCAGGUCUAUUGGAUACUUGUGCCUACCCGGGCACUACACGGAGAACUUUCCGGUGGCUCUGCAAAGGCUACUCACUGGGAAAUUCCAGUGGAUGUGGCGGCAGCGGCUGCGGGUGACGCUGAAGGGGGAGCACGCGUUUGACGCACCGGUGGAGCUUCACGAUCAGCAGUUGCAGUACCCCGAGUACCGCUUCCUGGACUGCUGGCAGGAGCAGCACCGGAAGCCUCAGGACGAGGCCUGCCCACCGGGGCACGCCUCCCACCUACUGCCCGUGCGCUCCCUCAACGAAGUCUUCGUCGGAGAGUCGCUCUCGUCCAGGGUGUCUUACUACGAGCUCUCGAUCGAUGGAUCUCCGCGGGUGAAGUUGAAGAGCUCCGGCCUCACCGUCUGUUCGGGCACGGGCUCGACAUCCUGGUCCUUCAACAUCAACAAGGUUACCCCCCAGUGUGUCCAGAGGAUUCUCGACAUCGUGAGCUCGGAGACCGGCGUGGACAUUCCGGCGAGGGGCACCCAGCUGAUCGAUCGGAUAACCACCAAGUUCAACAACUCUCUCAUCUUUGACCCGUCAAAGUGUCUGAUGGCGUACACGAUAAGGGACCCUGUUGUCUUUGGAACCGAUUUUAGCAGCAAGCCCCGCGGUUUUGCCAAACGGAUCGAGGUAAAGUCGCGGAUGUUCGACGCCUGCCUGGUGAUCGACGGGGGCCUUUCAUUCGUCUUCAACGACGGUGCUACGGCGGUCUUCGAGAUAUUCGAGGAGGACGCCCUGCGAACGGUGCAAUUUGUUGACUGACCCUCCCGCGGAGGCGGGUAGGCGUUUGGAGCCUCUAACCCAGUUUUACGUGUACAUAAACUGUUGCUCUUUUCUCGGCGGCAGGGGGCCGUGCGGCACUGCGCACGUGCAACCUCUUGCCGUUAGCCGGUAAAACUUUAUCGAGGAAAUAAAAACUAUUUUUGUACUA
Molecule: messenger RNA, 1705 nt
Organism: Ixodes scapularis (black-legged tick)
Lineage: Eukaryota; Metazoa; Arthropoda; Arachnida; Ixodida; Ixodidae
Gene: Nadk2
Product: NAD kinase 2, mitochondrial
Exons: 10
Coding region: 112-1536 (474 amino acids)
Biological process (GO): NAD+ metabolic process; NADP+ biosynthetic process
Cellular component (GO): mitochondrion
Molecular function (GO): NAD+ kinase activity
Source: RefSeq, a predicted model, not a curated record